Messenger RNA from Aspergillus japonicus CBS 114.51, 1194 nucleotides. Its product is annotated as ankyrin. Gene Ontology annotation, molecular function: protein binding. The record is from RefSeq and is a predicted model, not a curated record. Bases 19 to 1194 code for a protein of 391 amino acids. Lineage: Eukaryota; Fungi; Ascomycota; Eurotiomycetes; Eurotiales; Aspergillaceae. The transcript has a single exon.
CGAAACGAGACUCAGAGAAUGAAGAUAAUGGAAUUACCAAGCGAGCUCCUGCAACACAUCGCAGCGCAGCUCGAUUCCGUCGCCGACCUCAAUGCUUUCGCGCAGACCUGCGCCCGCGCCUACCAACUGGUCAGCCCUUAUCUCUACCGGUACGACGGCCAAUACUGCGGCGGGACCGCGUUAUGCUGGGCGGUCGAGGGGGGCCGUCAGCAGACCGCGCAGAAAUUGCUGGACCUCUAUCACUCCGUGCUGUCCGAUUCACAGAUGCAGUUCGUUGCCCACCGGGCCCUCGUGCUGGCGGCCCAGUACGGCCAUCCGACGAUCGUGCAGAUGCUGCUUGAACUGGAAUGCGUUGAUCCGGACGUGCGACUGAUUCCGACCUCGAAGGUGACACCGCUCAUGUACGCGGCGUCCGCGGGCCACGAGGAGGUGGUCCGCGUGCUUCUGGCGACGCAGCGAGUCGACGUGAAUGCGCGAGACGCCUGGGGCGCCACCCCGCUGCAUCGUGCCGCGGCGGCGGCGGCGUCGGCCGGGAGUUCUCCGAAUGAGGCGGUGGUCCGGCUGCUGCUGGCUACCCCUGGCGUUCGCCCUGACCUUCGCGAUCAUCUAGGUCGGACACCGCUGACGUGGUUGGCGGGACAUGGCGAGGCGGCUUUGCUGGAGUCGCUGCUGUUCAACCACCAUGUCAACCCCCAUCCGAGGGACGAGGCGGGCAACAUCCCAUUGUUUGAGGCCGUGCGGAACGGGCACGAAGCGGUGGUGGAUCUCCUGCUUCGGGCUGGCGGACCGGGGGAUGUCGAUGCGACCGACGAGGACGGAAAAACCGCCCUGGCCAUGGCGGCGGAAGACGGCCACGUGGGAGUCGCACAGCUGCUUUUGGCGGCGGGUGCGAGUCCUGAUGUUAAGGACACUUUUGGGCAGACUCCGCUGGCAAAAGCGGCACAGGCUGGCUGGAAAGAAGUUGUGGAGCUUUUGCUUGCCACGGAGGGUGUGGACUGUAACUCUCAGGAUGCCGAGGGUCGGACUCCGUUGUCAUUGGCGGCGGAGAAUGGGUUUGUGGACGUCGCCAAGGUGUUGCUCGCGGCGGAUGCCGAUCCAACUCUACCCGAUCACGACGGGAGAACGCCCCUUGCUUGGGCGGAGGACUUUGGGAACGAGAUCUUGGCUGACCUGCUGCGCGAUCGAGAUGAGUGA